CCCGGGGCGUGGCUGGGUGUUCGCUGGCUCCUCCCCGGGUAUAUUAAGGCUGAGUGCGCAGCGCCCAGACCAUUCUCACAGAGACUCGUCACCCAGGCUCCGGUGAGAACAACCCCCUCCCUAGAACCGACACCGAACCUUCCAGAACCACCCUCUACGGACACACAGGACCACCGCCACCAUGGUAAGCUGACCCAGGGAACCAGAACUCCCAUCAUCCAGGCUGUGUGCUGGCUGGGAGUGCUGGGAGUUAAAAUGCACUGCAAGACCCCCAGUCUGGUGGGUGGCUCUCUCUCCCCCAAUCCCCCCACAUGCAUCCUCUAACUGGGGAAACCCCCAGCAUGCCAGUAGCUUGGCGCCUAAUCCCCAUUCAGCAUGCUGCUGGCUGGCUGGGAGUACUGGGAGUUAGAGUGCACUGCAAUCACACAAACAAGGUGAGCUGACACCCCCUGCCCCUCUCCCACCCAUGGCAUGCCAGCUGCCAGCCACUGAGUCUCCAUUAUCUAGGCUGGCUGUGAGUGCUGGGAGUGGCAGUGCACUGCGGUUGGGUCCCAGUGGUCCUGGCUGGGAGAUGCUGAGCCAGGUAAUUGCCCCCCCCCCCCGUACCUACCUCCCCUUGAGGUGCUCAGCCUGCCCUCCCCUCCCCCUCCCGCCUUGUGACCUGGCAGGAAUGUGGCAGCUGGUGCUGGGUUGGGACAUUUUUUGGGGGACGUGUGCAAAGUGGGAGGGGGCUGGGUGCAUGUGGCCUAACUGCCUCUGGGGCAGCAUGGUGUGUACAUGGGUCACCCCUGGGGGCUGUGUGAAUGGCACAGGAGUAAGGUUACUGCAUGAGAUAUUAUUUCUGUGAUUCUAGAAGGAUUAACAAUGUAAUUCCCAUGAAAUAACACUGCAGUGGUUAAUUAUUAUUUAAUGAUAUUGGAUUGUUGUGUAUUUUCCCUGGGUACACAUUGUUUCUGUCCACACAGCAUUGCCAUGCAGUGUUUCCUAAUAAUGAAUUUAAUAAUCAUAUUGAAUUGCAACACAAACCCUCCUCACUAGCAGAACCUGCAACAAAAUGGUGCAAUAUAUUACAGCACUCACUGCGGUAAACGUAGUCUUCAUUCUACAGAGCGUGUGUGUGUGUAAAGCAAUAACUAACCACGUCCUUUGCUUUAACAUUGUUUGACUUAUUAAGCAUGGAACCUGCAAAAUCUAUCAAAAUAGACGGCUACUAGCGGAAAAAUCUGUCCGCCAUCCACUAAUCUAAUAAAUAAAUACUAUAAUAAGAUAGAGGGAUACGCAGCGAGUAGGGGGUAAAUGACAUCAGAAAAUGCAGCGAGACGGAUAUAAACAACUAUAGAAAUUACAAUCUGGGUCUCUGAAUUCUGCUGCUACACGAAUUUAGAGAAUUUAAAAAAUCGCACGUUGGUCUCUGGAAUUCGAAAAACAGUUUAUUCAUGCUGGCCUAUCAGCCGUCAAGCUCUCUAAUAUUUGAAUUCCCCUCUUCUGGCCCUCAGAUGGUUAAAGAACACUAAACAUUAACUCUGUAGACACCCUUGGCCAUCUCUGCAAGUCUGUAAUUUGCAAGAAAUACCCUUUUUACCAGCACCAAUGAGCUGUCUUUCAAAGAGGGGGGGGAAACACCCCUCCUCCCUUCCCCCCCUUCCUAGUGUGGCUCUCCUACUGCAAUGCAGGCUGUGAUCACAAGGCCAGGGGCUGAGUGGCAGAUUUAGGAUGUUCUCCGCAGAAUAAUCCCCUAACACCCCCAGUGCCUGACCCCUAAAUAGUCAAAUCUUUCUAUUCAUGGAUCACUUUGGCCAAGUCUUGCCCCCAGUGCAUGCACGAGUCGUACAGUGACAGCAAUUGCUUGAGAUCACUUGCCAUGGGAUGCACACCCCCACCCUCCCCAUACACACACAUUCUUGCUGGGAGUAUGGGGGGCAGCUGCUGCGUUUUUGUUUUAGGAACCUUUCCUAACUUGGGAAUUACACGAUGUGUGUGGCGGGUGCAGCCUGUUUAUCGUUGGCCUGUCAGGAAAAGAGAAACAGCAGCUCCCUGCUACACAUUACAUUAACAGACACAGCAGGAAGCAGGAUACAUGGCUGCAGAGUAAAACCACGCAUUCUGCUCCUACCAGCGCAUCACAUCAUUCAAAGCGCCUUCGCUCCAUUACCAAUACAGCCCACAGCUGUCGUUAUGAUGCAAUAGGUUUUUGGGUGUUGUCCUUCUGGAUUCUGUCGCAUGUUUUUUUUUUUUAAGUCGUUUGUCAAAAAACUGGGCUUCCUCUGGAAUCAAGAGACCUGCAAAUCUGCUUGUUUAAUGCAGCAAUUUGUGAUGACUUGUAUUCUGCAAUCACAGUGGGCCCCAGCUGCCUAGCCUCAGGACAGAGCAUAUUCAUCAUAAAUGCCUUUAUUAAGGCUAAAGGACCAACAGAAGUAGGGCUUAACAGAUUUUAAAAAAUUCUAGUUUUUUUUCCAAUCUGGCUAUUUUGUCGUACAAUUUGUGAUUUUUACUUUCAAUUCCUGACAAUUUACACUUUAGUGAAUAUUAUUAAUGGGUAAAACCAAUCAAACCAAAUAUAUAUAUUUUUAAAAAGCACCAGAUGGAAAAUGCUUCAUAUGUAAAAGGCUUUAGAUUGUAAGCUCUUCAGAACAUUUUUUUUUUGUUUACCAUAGCUCAUCAUGUCACUAAUUUGUUUAACCUUGUGCCUGCCCAAUAUACAAAGCUACAGACAUGUUGGAACAUAAGAGAUGUAAUUACUAUGAAUAUAAUGAAUUUAGUGACUGGUAGGAAGUCACUGACUGCACAGAGCCACCUACCUAUUGUAGCAUUAGCUACUCAAGGUUUAGCUUUGUGACUUUUUAAAAUUUAGAUUGCAAGCUCAUUGGGCAGGCCCUCUUCCCUUACUGUUCCAGUCUGUCAAUUAUGUCGAGCAUUUGUCCGUUUUGGUUAGCUAUUUGACAGCGCUGUGGAAUGUCGGUUCUAUAUAAAUAUUUUCAUGAUUCGCUUUGGACAAUGAUAGCUUAGUGCUCUACCCGGGGUGCAAGUCAUCCCAUGAUGCUCACAGCCAUUUUACUUAUUAGUCAGCGGAGAUGCCUUCUAUUAAGAGUCCCUUUUUUUUUUUUAUGAAAUGUGUAAAGGGCUCAGCAGGACAGACGGUGUGGUUGCUUAUAACCUCAUUAUUUAGCCAGAGCCUUUAUUGAGGUAAUUCUAUCAUUGACUUAUAUGGCCAUGACUCCCUUGUUGGUCCAUUCAAGGAACAAUAAAACCCUGUAAAAAGUGACAUGAAUUGAACCCGAAAUUAGGAGGGUGGGCAAAUGAAGUGGGACUUUUCACUUCAAAUAAACAUAUAUAAAGUGUACUUAACGAGACACAAUAAGGAAUGAAAAUAACUUUAGCUUAAUGAAGCUCAAUCUUCUGCUAUUUAAGAGUUAAAUCACUUGCAACAGCUUGCAUUGGGAAAAAAGGCUUCACUUUCAAUCAGAUGUUAGCUUGCUUUAGAUGUUUUUAUCUCCUGUUCUGUAAACUGGACUUUACUCUCACACAGGAGGUUCCUACAUGGCCUAAAAGGCUAUUAACAGAGCAGAACCUAAGACAUUUUAAAUUAAACACUGUGCAGUAGAGGAAGAUUAAACAUUAGAUCUCACUUGACAGAGGGUGUUUAGGAAGGCUGGAUGAGUCAUGCAGGGAGGUGUGAGUAGGGCUGUAUGAACAGUGAUUUGAAUUCCUAAAUGGCAUAACAGUAUUGUACUGUGAGACUGCAGGGGCAUGAUCUAUACACCAAAGCUGCUUCAUUAAGCUGAAGUUAUUUGGGGGCCUAUAGUCUCUCUUUACGUUAAGUACUUGUAUGAAAGAAAAAAUUCUUAACAUUUUUCUAGUGAUAAAUACAGAUCAAUGCAAAGUCAUUCAUCUUGGAAUAAUGAAUCCACAAGCCAGUGAAACAUUAAAUUUGUUUCCUUUAGAAAAGCGGCAACUCAGAGGGGUUAUGACAGCACUUUACAAAUAUAUACAGGGUCAGGAUAAACCGCAUGUGCUUACCUGUUCACUAGCAGUUAUAUACAACAGACAAGAGGGCACCCAUAGACUGGAAGAAAGGUGUUUUUGUUUACAGUAGGAGUAAUUACGAUGUGACAUUUUCUACCUAACAGAAUAUUCAGGCGUAUAACUGACAUGCAAACAGGUUAUUGAUCCAAGGAGAAAUUGGAUUGCCAUUAAGUCAAAGCCACCCUCACCCUUUUUAUUUUUUUUAUCCUAGAUGGCUAUGUAGUGGUCUGCCAUGGUUUCUUUUGCUGGGAGCACUAGUGUCUUUUGGCUUCUGCAUAAAUACAGUUAAAUACAAUGCCUCUCUGUGCUCACUUGCAUGGCAAGCUGGGAUAGUUGUAGAAAUAUUUCACAAGUUUCUCUCCCCAAGAUUGACUUUUCAAAGACAAACUUGAGUUCAGUAGGUGAUGCGUAACUAUACUUUCUAUUUUCACUAUGGGGAGUCUUGUUUGAUACCACAAACUUUAUGGCACCAAACUGUGAUGAACACAAUUUUAUAUUGAAGCUAUUUUUUUUCUCAUAUUGAUGGCCUGCUUUACCAAAUUGGUUCUUAUGUUGAGCUACAAAUUAUGUUGUGACAAAUUCCAAACAUGCUCUCUUAAAUUCUCUUAAUGACGUUAAAGAUUUAGCAGUUGACGUCACAGUUCAGUCCUGGUACAGCCAGCAUGAAUUGCAUUGGGGGACAAAGUGUUUCCUAUGCUGACUGCCAGGUACAAAGGAUUCUAACAAUGACUGACAGAGCGAAGAUGGAGGUGCCCAGUUACAGGAUAAAAUGGUGUGGAGGCCUACAUUUAAUUUUAUUUUCCACUCCUCACAAAUGCAUAUCCGAGUCUGAACGUCCCCCUUCUAGGUAUUUACUAGAAUUGCAUAUUUUUGCAAAUCCCUUUCUUUCAUUUUCUUCAAAUCAUGGACAUUUGGCAUGCUUCGUAGUAACCUAUGACAUUCUCUUCUACAAGAUGUUUUUGUUUUUAAUUUUCUGUGAUGGUGUUACUAUUUGUGGGUAAGUUCUUGGCAGCCUGUGUAUUCCUUGAUGACUAACACAACUAGGGAUGUGGCAAGAUGGGCAGUUGUAUAGCUUGGUAUCUUACUAAGGCAAGACUGGAUUUGUAACGUUUGAAAUUCCUUACUGACCAGAGGAAUCAGAACCAGCCUAAUACAACCACUAGUCACCUGGAAUGGGAUUUGGAAUUGUGGUGAGCCUUUGUUUUGCAUGGUCUCAGCUGACUGUGACGAGCAGUCAGGUUCACAAUAGAUCGGUUACACAAUUAGACGUAGCUGGAAAGGGCAGACUGAUAUGGAUAUUGACAAGAUGGGACAAGGCAGAAUUCAGCCAUGUCUGUCAAGACCUGUCACAGGAACUGGUUUGCAUAACCAGGAGCCUCAGUAAAGAAAUGAGGAUACAACUGGCCAUGUAACAAUAAAAUACAAUAUCAAAACGUUCAUAAUGGCAUCCGAGCUUAGGAAGUGGACAGUCUUUUAGUUUUUUUUUUUAUUGUAUUGUAUGAUAUAGUAUGGCUAUACUUAGGCAGCUUUAUUCAAGACUGUUAUGGAUUGUAAGCUCUUGGAGGUAAUUUUAAUAGAUGUUGGCAAGUUUUCACAGCAGUUUGGUUGUGGCACGAUUAGAAAGAAUUUUAUAGAGUCAGAUCAUGUAAUUGGCAGUUAGAUGUUAGCAGCUGAUCCAAACACAUUCACCUCGAUCUCCAUGAAUAGCUUGGCUUACUCGUUUGUCAAUAACAUGGCUGCGGUUAUCGGGCCACAAAGUACGGUCUGUCUGUUAUGACUGCGACUGUGGGACCAUGUCCGCAUAGACAUCUUGUCAUGAUUUGUUACAUGCUCAAAAAUACCAGACCUGCUCACUUCAAAGUGUGUUCCUUUGUCUCCUAGUUGCGGUGAGCCCAUUACCUCUGGACUCUUUGUUUGUAACGCAGUGAUGGCAAAACCAAAAAUGGCAUUUGUGAAUUGCGUUAGUCUAUUGAUAAAACAAUAGCAAGGCUAAGCAAUGGUUAUGGAGAUGAACAUGUUAAUGAGCCAUUGAUUACGCUGAUGGGUGUUACAGAAAGCCACCCACACAUGCUUAUAAAGGGAUCUCUCUCGAUGGCUGCAGGUGUAAAGUACUGCGUGUUUAUUAUAGGACUCUGACAGCCUAUUAAUAGCGGGUGAAGUCAGCCGUGCUGCCUGCAGUGUCACAAGCUAAGCUCCCUAAAGCCACCUCUGUCUGUGCCGACUGAGGCCUUUGUCUAAUGCUGCUCUGCACUACGUUCCAAUUUAUGCAGUGAUACAGCAAAUCUUCUCCCCGUGUGUCUGUCUUGGUCCAUCUGCCCAAUUCAUGAAACCUGACAUCUACGUUAGGCUUGUGAAUGGCAUGCCCCUAAAAUUAGAGCAAUGAGUCUGAAGGGCCGUAUUACCCAAUGCUUAAAUCUGCAUUGCAAAUAUCAGUGUCUCUAGAAUGGCUUCUAGGCAAUCGGCAGGCCUGGUGAAACGCAGCUUAAUUUGUAUUCAUUAUUUCAGGUUCUACCCCUAUGCUAGUGUUCUCAGUUGACACUUUAGCUGCUGGUGGAAUAAAUUUUCCAUUAUUACAAUCAGACAAAAUCCUACAGCGAUUUUGUCAGGAAAUUCUUCCCUUUGUAUGUUUUAAUGAAAACAGCCAACCCCUCCCCAGCUCUUAUGAUGCAACAAUUACACAAUUUAUUGAAAUACAGAAAUAAAUAUGGUCUCUUUAUAAGAAACAAACAAAUGUGGGGACUAAUUAUAAAUGGAAAAUAUUUUCAAAAAAUAUAUUCAAAAUGUUCAGCUAUUAAAAAAAAAAAAAAAAUAGAUGUUAAGAUCUGAUUACUGUAACAAGACGAUGGAUUAGCUCCAGGAUCAGGAAAGGGCUCUCAAGAAACUAAAAAAUUAAAUUACCCUUUCCUUAAAGACCUGGCAGGUUGCUGCAAAGUGAUUAUGGUAUAUGCCCUUUAUCUCUCCCUCGAAGGAUCAUAGUCCAUUGUCUGUCUGUUUCUUUGACAAAGCAUUAGCUGAACUUGAAAUCCCUAUCUGUUCAGUUACAGAUCACUGCAGCUAAAAUGGCAUUAACUAUUCCUGUUCUUCUGCUCAACCCAAGUUCUGCUAUGAUGCCUGCACUCUAAUAUUAAACACAAUGUGCUUUCUUAGGAGAAUCUCCUAAAAAUAAGCUCAAUCCGUGAGUACACUGAAUACUUGGUAUCAAAGUAGAAAAGUUAAAACCAGACACAAUUACAUUAUUUUUUCUUUCAUUUGUUACAAAGCUGUAUUCCUAAAACUAUAGUGUCCCUAUGCCCCCAUGGUCUCCACACAAGCAAUGUAAAGCAGUAUAAAAACAAAAAACCCUUUAAACACUUAACCUGAUUCUUCUGCCGAUGUCUCUCGGGGUGGGGUCGCUCUCUUCUGGAGACGACUGCUGAUUUAGGGGGGGAAACCCAAUGCACAAGUGAUGUGAGCACCACAUGCGCAUUAGUUAUUCCCCAUAGGAAAGUAUUGAAUCAAUGCUUUCCUAUGGGAUUUUCUACAAGCUGGACAUCCUCGCGCAAAGUGGAAGGACGUCAGGGUUGUUUCAGAGUCAAACUAUGUGAAACUGCAGGAAGCGCCACUAGUGGCUGCCUGGUAGACAACUAGUUAGUCUUUACACUACAAUUUUAACAUUGCAGUUUCUCUAAAACGUCAGUGUUCUACAUUGCAGGGCUUGGGGACAGGGGCACUGCACCUGGACAACUUCAAUGAGAUGACGUGAUCUGGGUGCCUAUAGUGUCCCUUUAAUUGUGUGCAUCAAUGAAUCCAUGAAGGUGAACAGAUAAGCCGUCAGUAAGGUUAAUAAUUAUCCCAACCCAUUGCAGGUUUAUUAAUAUAUUACUUAUACUCUUUAUUUGCCUUGGUUGGAACUGAUGCGGUAAAAUGUAUGAAUUAUCUAUCCUUAUAAACCGGAUAGGGGGUUAAUCAAUUCUAAAUCUUAUAUUUAAUGAUACAAUGUAACGUUGACUGAUCUGUUGAUUCAGCCAUUUUAUUUUAGAAUUAUUUUCUAGAUCUGAUUAUAUCAAUACAUCUAAACACAGGGAACUGAGGAAGGUUAAUUAUUGGGGCAUAUUUACCCCAUCACUAGUAACUCCUUUAUCUGCAACUGUUCAGACUGCAAAGAACUGAUUGCUGGCAAAAAUAGCAUUAAAGGAUUUGUUUCCAAUUUUGGUUUAAUAUUUGCAGUUGCCAUUUUGUGAAUUUCAAACAGCUCCCUAUUCAGAUUAUAAACUUGUUUGUCUUCGUUGACACACAAUUCCGCCAGAUUGAGACAGCCCCAUCUUUACUCCAGCUCCGUCAAACUAUGUGGCUGUUCAUUUUCAGGCUUUUUUGGGCGUGCCGGUGAGUGGAGGGAACAAUUAUCUUAGCUGCCUGCAGGAGUGGGUGUGGGCGCCUGUUUGAGCAGGUCUUGCAGGAUGGAGGUGUGCUUGUGUAAAUAAGUCUCCCGUCUCUAGAGAUGCACUCCGUCACAAGGCCAUAUUUAAUUUUUUCCUCAAUUUUUGUUAAAAAUACACCAGCUGUCACAGUAACGUUACAGAAGCUCUCCGCUUCUUGAAUGGAAUUCUGGCAAGUGUAGUUACACCUGGAAUGCUAGCAUGAGAUCACUUCUGGAAAAAACAAUCCUGGUCAGGAAUACAGACAGGCACUGGGUGUCUUGAUACAAGUAGUUUUUUAUUUUUUUUUAAUUUGAAUUUAGGAAUUCUAAUUUCCCAGCCUCUACUGGGGCCCUGCCUAACUGGUGUCCUGUGAACAUUUUAUUUGUUUUUAGAACAAGUCCAUACAUAAGAAUGCGAGAAUGGGUAACUGGUCCCUCUUAUGGCUUAACCACUCCUAUAAUUACCUUGUAUAAAAAAAUAAAUGGCUUAAAUCCAGCCAUGUGUAACACCAUUGAUAUUGUGAGAACUCCCCUUGCUUCAUUCACUGAUUAGUUCAAAGUUGUAAAGGUCAGUGAUUGUGUGUGAAAAUAUAUAGCAUCACACCUGGAGUUUGGCACAAACUAUAGAUCUUCCCAGGAGAGCGUAGACGUCAGUCUUUAAUAGAGAUAACCACAUGCCGAGAUCUAAUCAUCUGAAGAAACAGAUGUAAACUGUGGGCCUGUAGUUUGACAGGUGUUUAAAUCCUGUAACGUUGCAAUACAAACCGAUAAUAGUUUAUUGAUAAACCGGAGACAGACUGCAUGACACUUACUGUUUGAAUAUUACAGAUUUUAUAUUCUUGCUCCCCCUUCUGUUUGCUUAUCAGUAAAACAUUAUCUAUUAUACCUCUGGUGUGCGGUAUAUUGCUUUGAUUAUAGUUCCUUUGAGUGACACUGGGUCUCUUUUGUGUGUACCCAGAUUUCAGCACAUGUAGAUAGAAAUAUAUUUUUUGUAAUUUUUUUUUUCAUAAAAUGCAGGCAGAUUUUGUACCUAAUCAUAUCAAUACAAAAAUAUUUCACCAGAGUACGGUGCAAUAUUAAAACUGACAUUGAUGAGAAGUUGGUGAAAGUCCUAUUCAGCAAUAAGGCAAUGCUUUACGCGACACCAGUGCCUUAAUAUCACCAUUUUAGAGUUUUACUCUGUGUAUUCAUUACCAGGAGGUUACAGGCUAGCUAUACCUUUGUGUAUAUAUUACACUCAUUGUCAUGAACAUGGUCUAUUGGCACAGUGGGGAGUGUGGAAGUGAAAGGGUUGAUGACACCAGACCCCUGGUUACCUGUUGCUAGUCCCAGCGACCACUAAAUUAACCCCUGCAACCCCUGCAAUCCCUUCUACACUAACACCCUAGUACACCCUUUACUGCCACCACCAAGACUUUAUAUCCAGGUGUCUUGGGUUACCCCACACAGUAGAAUUAUAGUAUCCAACCUUACUUUACUGAUCAGACAUGUAUAAUUAACCAUUUGGUAGCGUGUUUACCUGACAUUUCCUCAGGAGAAUGAGCUCAUAGAGAACAGACACAAGCUGAUUAAGUAAACCUUUCAAUCAAUCUGACAAAGGAUUCCGUGAUGGGUACAAAAAUACAGAAACAUGAUAAAUUGCAAAUAGUAAAUUAAAAUAGGAGAACCCAAACCCUUGCAUAUAUUUACCCCUUAUAUAUAAUUCUUGUGUGAAAUUCAAUGUUACAGGUCUCCAAGUCGUUUUUUAAAAAGAAAACGUUCCCUGGAUAAUCCAACAUUCUCAUAUCUCAAACUAGUUGUUUCUAAGUGGCCAGACCCAUGCCAGGGUGGAUCAGAGGGGUUUGGCCUAGCAAUUUAUUGUCCACCCCAUAUUUUUAAAUUAUGUUCUUUGAAUAACCCAAAGUCAGAGCAUACGUGCUAAUACUUUGACACCCUAUGUCCAGCUCUGGUGAUGGUCAUCUAGUAGUCACAUUUUAUGGCUUAGGCCUGGCGUUGGAUCAAAGCCUACAAUAAAUAUUAUCCCAACGUUUACAAAAACUCCCAACACAUCCCAUGCCAAGUCAUGUUUUGGUAUGACUCAUUCUUUUAAUUUGUUAGAAGGAAGAGUUUCAAACCUUAUUUAAUCACAUGAAACCAUAAAUCUUGUUGCAAAAUGGUUUCCAUUGCCCUUAAUAAAAACGCUUGUUCAGUCUGUGCGUGUGUUUUGUACCAUAUGAAAUCUGACUUCUCUUUCCUCAACAGAGAGAAUGUAUAUCCGUUCACGUUGGACAGGCUGGAGUGCAGAUGGGAAAUGCAUGCUGGGAGUUGUACUGUCUGGAGCAUGGAAUCCAGCCGGACGGACGGAUGCCCAGUGAUAAGAACAUUGGUGGAGGAGACGAUUCCUUCACAACUUUUUUUAGUGACACAGGGUCUGGUAAAUAUGUCCCUCGUGCCAUAUUUGUUGACCUGGAACCUACUGUCAUUGGUGAGUAUUAAAAGAAUUUUGGAUGAGUCUGUAUAAACAAAGCCUGGUUUGGCAACAAUGUAUCGCGUCUAGACUACUGUUCUAAUAUUGCAUCACUGGCCUAGCUAGUGGAAUUUAACUCCAUAAAUGCUUGUUCCUGAGAGGAAACCUAUAUCCGGGCACACUGUUACCCAAUGCAGACUUUAUUAGAACAAAGUGGUAAUUCAGACAUGCUUAGCGGUUGAAAUUCCAUUCUCUUAGCAAUUCUCUAGACCAGCUUUUCUAGUACUUGUGCUAAUGAUAUUGGUUACACUAAAAUCAAUGCACCAUGUCAAAAACCUUUAAUCUAGUUUUUACACCAAACAUUAAUACCUAUGAUUUACAUAGAUGCAUAAUCUGUUAAAGGGCUCACACCAUCACAAUGAGACAUUUUGCACAUGCCUGCUGUCAGUCACAUAUUACAAACAUUAGAAAAAAAAAAAAUGAUCCCCUUUUUUCUGAUGGGAGUGAAUUCUAAAUUGUUCAAUUGUAAAAUAGUUGGCCUACUGUCCAUGCUUUUAAAUGUAUGUGCGUCUUAGUCUGCAUUUAGUGAUUUGGUAACCUAGCAGAUGGGAGAAUGGUGCCCAUAUACUAACCUUAUCUUCAUCUUAUGAAAUUUCAUAGAUGAGGUACGGACAGGAACAUAUAAACAACUAUUCCACCCGGAGCAACUCAUAAGUGGAAAAGAAGAUGCAGCAAAUAACUACGCUCGAGGUCAUUACACCAUUGGAAAAGAAAUCAUCGAUUCUGUUCUUGACAGAAUCCGCAAGCUGGUAAGUUAAGAUUUGCUCCCAUGUUUCUGUGGAACAUGAAAACUCUGUAAUAAACAUUUUAUUUUUACCACCAACCUGCAGAACUCGGUCUGUUUCCAACAAAGCAUCUGGGCUUUUGAUUAAGCAAAGACGGGUACAAUUGCUCUAUAAUGGCAUUUUCAAUCUGCUUUAUUUUUAUUUUUGAUACAUAUUUUUGCUUUUUUAAAGGGGAAAAAAUGAAAACGCACUUCCACCCCACCCCUUUGUCCCCAAAUUCCAUGAAGUAGGGAAGUGUUUUCACAUAGAAGUGAAAGACGUGUGUAGUAGAAGUUGACUUGGAAUGUAUUUGAGUGUGCAAAGAAGGCUACUUUCUAAUUCGUCAAACACGCGAACCACGUGUAAACAAUAUAAAUAAUGUCCACCAUAAUCUGUUUCAAACCCGUAUGUAUAACUUGACAUGUGAUGCUAAAAAUGACUAACAUGUUGCAUGUCUGCCCUAAAGAAGUUGCAAGAUUCUUUGUUUAGAUUUUGGAUCGAAUUGUUCCUGUCCCUAUCUGCCUAUGACAGUGCACAGGACCGCAAUUCAUUCUGGUUUCAUUGUAAGACAUGACUGAGAUGUUCUAUAGGUUAGCUAAAGAUGUAUAGAACAGAAGUGUCUACAAUAUAGACUUCCCUCCCUCAUCAUACAGCCACUGUAGAUCUAGAACACUCCUGUUGCUUUGUCUGCAUGUUACCUGGAUAGGUAUAACAUAUUCCUUUUGAGAUUGAAAUUCCAAAACCUGUUGUGCUGAUUUGACACUUCCUGUAAUGGAUUCCUAUAUAAACUUGUGGUUUUUCCAAUUUGUUUUUUUUUUAUUCAAUUUACUUUAUUACCAAAGUUUGUAUAUGAUUUCAUAAUGUGGUCUUCAAGAUCUGUUAAAAGGGUGAGGAAACUGUUACAUUAAACAAGAUUUUUAUUUUUUUUAGGCUGAUCAAUGCGCUGGACUACAGGGAUUUUUGGUCUUUCACAGUUUUGGGGGUGGCACAGGCUCUGGUUUCACCUCCCUGCUGAUGGAACGACUCUCUGUUGAUUUUGGCAAGAAGUCAAAGUUGGAAUUCGCAAUCUACCCAGCUCCUCAGAUCUCAACAGCUGUAGUUGAACCAUACAAUGCCAUCCUGACCACCCACACCACACUGGAGCACUCUGACUGUGCUUUCAUGGUGGACAACGAGGCCAUUUAUGAUAUCUGCCGCAGGAACCUGGAUAUUGAGCGUCCAACCUAUACUAAUCUCAAUCGCCUCAUCAGCCAGAUUGUGUCAUCAAUCACAGCCUCCCUUAGAUUUGAUGGAGCUCUGAAUGUGGACUUGACAGAGUUCCAGACCAACUUGGUGCCCUAUCCCCGAAUCCACUUCCCAUUGGCCACUUAUGCCCCUGUUAUUUCUGCAGAAAGGGCUUAUCAUGAGCAGAUUUCUGUGUCUGAGAUAACCAAUGCUUGCUUUGAGCCAGCCAACCAGAUGGUGAAAUGUGACCCUCGUCACGGUAAAUACAUGGCUUGCUGCUUGCUCUACAGAGGUGAUGUGGUGCCCAAGGAUGUCAACACUGCCAUUGCUAUAAUUAAAACCAAGCGCUCCAUCCAAUUUGUGGACUGGUGCCCAACCGGUUUCAAGGUUGGUAUCAACUACCAGCCUCCCACUGUGGUACCCGGUGGAGAUCUGGCCAAGGUACAGCGUGCCGUGUGCAUGUUGAGUAACACAACAGCCAUCGCUGAGGCCUGGGCUCGUCUGGACCACAAGUUUGACCUGAUGUAUGCCAAGCGUGCCUUUGUGCACUGGUAUGUGGGAGAGGGAAUGGAGGAAGGAGAAUUCUCUGAGGCCCGAGAAGACAUGGCUGCUCUGGAAAAGGAUUAUGAAGAAGUUGGAAUCGACUCCUACGAAGAAGAGGAGGAAGGAGAGGAAUAAAUAAAUACUUGCCAGUUUCCCCUCCCCAUGCUUCCAUUUUGUUUAAUUCCAUAAGUUAAAGGAGAAAACCCUUUUACAUUCACUGUCUUUUAAACAAUAAACCAAUCAAGGUUAGAAAUUGACUUUGAUUUUUCUCUCGGCUGACACAUGUACAGUUAAAACUCUGUAUUAAAUGCAAACACAUUUUAAUUUUGCUUUUACAGUUAGGCAGCCGUAAAAUUCAUGAAUUAAAAUUCUGUUGUUGAAAAUACUGCUCUCUAAAGAUAUAAAUUAUAUCAAUGUAAAUAUCUUUAAUUGCACGUUAUUUCAUGUAAAUAAAAUAACCCAAAAACUUUUGGCGUGCAGUGAGCUUUUAAGGUAAAAACUAUGCUCUAGCAUUUAUUCAUAAAAUAUUUUACCGGGG
This is a messenger RNA of Pelobates cultripes (western spadefoot toad), 13994 nucleotides long. The record is from the annotation of a GenBank genome assembly. NCBI's taxonomy places the organism in Eukaryota, Metazoa, Chordata, Amphibia, Anura, Pelobatidae.